Cajanus cajan (pigeon pea) is the source of this 4167-nucleotide messenger RNA. RefSeq names its product LRR receptor-like serine/threonine-protein kinase ERECTA. Gene Ontology annotation, molecular function: receptor serine/threonine kinase binding; ATP binding; protein kinase activity. The record is from RefSeq and is a predicted model, not a curated record. NCBI's taxonomy places the organism in Eukaryota, Viridiplantae, Streptophyta, Magnoliopsida, Fabales, Fabaceae. Gene Ontology annotation, biological process: heat acclimation; protein phosphorylation; regulation of cell growth.
GAUGACCCAUUUCCCUAUAAGCUCUUGCAGAUAAUGCAAUAGCAAAACCACACAGAAAGUGACCCCCGGGAAUCAAAAGUUAAAACCAAUGGCACAGCAUAGCACAGUGCACAGUGCACAGUGUUAUUUACUACAUGGCAUAGCACUGGCAUAACAGUUUAGGGAGAGAGAGAGAGAAACAAGUGUAAAAAGAGAGAAAGUUAGGGGGAAAGAGAUAGAGAGAGGAGAGCGUGUUCAGAGUUUGCAGGUUUGUAGCAGAAAUGGUGGCAGAUGGUUUUAACUUUAUGUGUGAAAUAAUUUUCUUCUAUCUCUCUUCUCUUUUCUGUCUCUAUCUCUCUCUCUAUCUAUCUUCUUUUUUCUUCUUCCUGCAUCUUGUUUAGAGAGUGAUGUUUGUGAUGUGAUGGCACAGCCAAAGCUGUGAGCUUGUUCUGUUACAUGGAAAUCCAACCCUUGUUGUAAUCACAUGAAAGAGCUAGAGGGUAUGAGGAGUACACAGAGGACUAAUCUCAAACAAAACUCACUUUACUUAACUUUUAUGUGAGGCCAUAGUUGAGUGGUGCUCACUGUCACUGAUAUUGUUAAAGCAUAAGACCCUUUUUCUUGUUUAGUUUUGGUUCCUUGUGCAUGAGCAAGAGCUUUUGGAAGGAGCUUGGUGGUGGUUGUUGAGUGGUUUCAUGGUUAGGUUGAUGUGAGGUUGAAGUCCUGCAGUUGCAGCUAUGGCAUUUCGAUUUGGGGUCCUUAUUUUGGCUUUGCUGAUUUGUUUGAAUGUCAAUUCUGGGGAAUCAGAUGAUGGGGCAACGUUGUUGGAGAUAAAGAAGUCAUUCAGGGAUGUGGAUAAUGUUCUCUAUGAUUGGACAGACUCACCAUCAUCCGAUUAUUGUGCCUGGAGAGGAAUCGCAUGUGAUAAUGUCACCUUUAAUAUUGUUGCACUCAAUCUUUCAGGGUUGAAUCUUGAUGGCGAAAUUUCACCUGCAAUAGGGAACCUUCAGAGUUUGGUCUCUAUUGACCUCCGAGAAAACAGGUUAUCAGGGCAGAUACCGGAUGAGAUUGGUGACUGUUCUUCUUUAAAGAGUUUGGACUUGUCAUUUAAUGAAAUUAGAGGGGAUAUACCAUUUUCCAUUUCUAAGUUGAAACAACUGGAGAAUCUGAUUUUGAAAAAUAACCAGUUGAUUGGACCAAUUCCUUCAACAUUGUCUCAGAUUCCUAAUUUGAAGAUUCUAGACCUGGCUCAAAAUAAUCUUAGCGGUGAAAUACCAAGGCUUAUAUAUUGGAAUGAAGUUUUGCAAUAUCUGGGCUUGAGAGGGAACAAUUUGGUUGGUUCACUAUCACCAGACAUGUGCCAGUUAACUGGGUUGUGGUAUUUUGAUGUGAGAAACAAUAGCUUGACAGGAAGUAUUCCAGAGAACAUAGGCAACUGUACUGCCUUCCAGGUCUUGGAUUUAUCUUACAACCAGCUAACUGGAGAGAUACCUUUUAAUAUUGGAUUCUUGCAAGUAGCAACUUUGUCAUUGCAAGGCAAUAAACUCUCUGGACAUAUUCCAUCGGUGAUUGGCCUCAUGCAAGCACUUGCUGUCUUAGACUUAAGUUGUAACAUGUUGAAUGGACCAAUCCCUCCUAUUUUGGGAAAUCUGACCUACACAGAAAAAUUGUACUUGCAUGGAAACAAGCUGACUGGCUUCAUACCUCCAGAGCUUGGAAAUAUGACAAAGCUUCACUAUUUGGAACUGAAUGAUAACCAUUUAAGUGGACAUAUCCCCCCUGAGCUUGGAAAGCUUACUGAUCUGUUUGACUUAAAUGUUGCUAACAACAAUCUUGUGGGGCCAAUUCCUAGUAAUAUUAGCUCUUGUAAAAAUCUCAACAGCCUCAAUGUGCAUGGGAACAAUUUGAAUGGAACAAUUCCCCCUGCUUUGCAGAGCUUGGAGAGCAUGACGUCUUUGAAUCUUUCUUCCAACAACCUUCAGGGCGCAAUUCCUAUUGAACUGUCACGGAUUGGAAAUUUGGAUACAUUGGAUAUUUCAAACAAUAAUUUAGUUGGUUCCAUCCCUUCUUCCCUUGGUGACUUGGAACAUCUUCUGAAGUUGAAUCUGAGCAGAAACAAUUUAACAGGAGUUAUUCCAGCAGAAUUUGGAAAUCUUAGAAGUGUUAUGGAAAUUGAUCUCUCAAAUAAUCAACUCUCUGGCUUGAUUCCUGAAGAGCUUAGUCAGCUUCAGAACAUGAUAUCCUUGAGACUUGAAAGAAACAAACUAACUGGUGAUGUGGCAUCACUUUCAAAUUGCCUUAGUCUCUCUCUGCUUAAUGUGUCUUAUAACAAAUUAUUUGGUGUUAUCCCCACGAGUAACAACUUUACCAGGUUUCCCCCUGACAGUUUCAUUGGAAACCCUGGUCUUUGUGGUAAUUGGCUGAAUUUGCCGUGUCAUGGUUCUCACCCUUCGGAGCGAGUUACAUUAUCUAAGGCUGCCAUUCUUGGAAUUACUCUUGGUGCCCUUGUGAUUCUUCUUAUGGUAUUGCUGGCUGCUUGCCGACCGCACAAUCCAUCUCCUUUUUCUGAUGGAUCACUUGACAAACCAGUUAAUUACUCCCCUCCAAAACUUGUGAUUCUUAAUAUGAAUAUGGCACUUCAUGUGUAUGAAGAUAUCAUGAGGAUGACAGAAAACCUGAGUGAGAAGUAUAUAAUUGGAUAUGGUGCAUCAAGUACAGUUUAUAAAUGUGUUCUUAAGAAUUGCAAGCCAGUGGCUAUCAAGAGGAUCUAUUCUCACUAUCCCCAAUGCAUUAAAGAAUUUGAAACUGAACUCAAGACAGUUGGCAGCAUUAAGCACCGGAAUCUGGUCAGUCUCCAAGGCUACUCGUUGUCUCCAUAUGGCCACCUUCUGUUUUAUGACUACAUGGAAAAUGGCAGUCUAUGGGAUCUUCUUCAUGGACCUACGAAGAAGAAAAAACUUGACUGGAUUCUGCGUCUAAAAAUAGCACUUGGAGCAGCACAAGGGCUUGCUUAUCUACACCAUGAUUGCAGUCCUCGAAUCAUCCACAGGGAUGUGAAAUCAUCUAACAUUUUAUUAGAUGCAGAUUUUGAGCCCCAUCUCACUGAUUUUGGCAUUGCCAAAAGUCUCUGCCCCACAAAGUCCCACACUUCUACUUACAUAAUGGGCACAAUUGGCUACAUAGACCCUGAGUAUGCUAGAACUUCUCGACUCACUGAGAAGUCUGAUGUGUACAGUUAUGGUAUCGUUUUACUUGAGUUGCUAACUGGAAGGAAAGCUGUUGACAAUGAAUCCAACCUCCACCAUCUGAUUUUGUCCAAGGCAGCAACCAAUGCUGUAAUGGAAACAGUUGAUCCAGACAUUACUGCUACAUGCAAGGACUUAGGAGCUGUGAAAAAGGUUUAUCAGCUUGCUCUACUAUGCACAAAAAGACAGCCAGCUGAUAGGCCUACAAUGCAUGAAGUGACACGUGUACUCGGAAGCCUCAUGCCAUCUAGCACCCCACCGAAACAACCAGAAGCACUGCCACCUUCCAAUCCAUCAGCCAAAGUGCCAUGCUACAUGGACGAAUAUGCAAAUCUCAAGACUCCACACUUGGUGAACUGCCCCUCAAUGAGCACCUCAGAUGCACAACUCUUCCUCAAGUUUGGAGAGGUAAUCUCUCAAAACAGUGAGUGAGGAUUUUGAAAAUCAACUCUAGGAAUCAUGUAUAUUAAAAUCCAAAAUGAGCAAAAAAAGAAAAAAAAAAUGGAUGAGGCAAAACUGGUGGGGGGGUGGGGUUGUAAAAGUUAAUGAAAAAUGUUGAUAAAAGUUUUAGUACUAGUUUUUUAGUGUUGUUUUGAACAGGAAAGAUAUGUAUCACAAUUUGAAAGGUGAAGUAAGGCAAUUCUUGUACUUGGUUGUUUGGUAGCACACAAGGUUGCAGUAGUAAAAGUUAAGGGUCUGGGGCCAAUGUGCAGGGUGGGGUAGCUAUGGUCUUAAUGGUAGGGGAAAGCAGUUAGCAGUGCAUAAUGUGUGAGGAGCAAUAAUGCACUGAUUUCUUAGCUGGCCUGGGAUCAGAAAUCUGUCUGAAUGCUGGCAUUGUUGUGCAGAGUAUCCAUUACCUCUUUUACUGCCUCAUGCCAUUUGCUCAGUAAAGUGCUAUGAAAUUAUGUCAUCAAAUUUUGGGUCAUUUGGACUCACACAGGGA